Messenger RNA from Oenanthe melanoleuca, 2330 nucleotides. RefSeq names its product ubiquitin conjugating enzyme E2 G2 (gene UBE2G2). The record is from RefSeq and is a predicted model, not a curated record. Bases 60 to 557 code for a protein of 165 amino acids. Lineage: Eukaryota; Metazoa; Chordata; Aves; Passeriformes; Muscicapidae. The transcript has 6 exons. Gene Ontology annotation, cellular component: cytosol; endoplasmic reticulum.
CCCCGCCCCGCCCGCGGCCGCUCUGGCCGCGCACCCGGAAGCGGCGGCGGGGCCGCGCCAUGGCGGGGACGGCGCUGAAGCGGCUCAUGGCCGAGUACAAGCAGCUGACCCUGAACCCACCAGAAGGGAUUGUGGCAGGUCCCAUGAAUGAAGAGAACUUCUUUGAAUGGGAAGCCUUGAUCAUGGGUCCUGAAGACACCUGCUUUGAGUAUGGGGUUUUCCCUGCUAUCCUGAGUUUCCCACUCGAUUACCCGCUGAGCCCUCCGAAGAUGAGGUUCACGUGUGAGAUGUUCCAUCCCAACAUUUACCCAGAUGGGAGAGUGUGCAUCUCUAUCCUCCAUGCUCCUGGGGACGAUCCCAUGGGAUAUGAGAGCAGCGCAGAGCGGUGGAGUCCCGUGCAGAGCGUGGAGAAGAUCCUCUUGUCAGUUGUUAGCAUGCUGGCAGAGCCAAAUGAUGAAAGUGGAGCCAAUGUAGACGCCUCCAAGAUGUGGCGGGAAGACAGAGAACAGUUUAACAAAAUUGCCAAGCAGAUUGUGCAGAAGUCACUUGGACUUUAAGCUCACAGAGAGACUGAAGUGUUUUGUAUUUCUCUCCACCUGGAAACGAGCAGUGCUCAGUGCUGGUACCAAAAAGGAAAACUUUGUAAAACCAUUGGCCUAGUUCUUAAAAUUCGUUAUUUAUUUGCCAUCUCUUUUCUUCCACUGUUCCAGAGAAGCCUCUAGUUCACUCACUAAAUUGUGUGGAAAAGGGAUUUAAUGGUAGAGAAAAAUACAGAGACAAUGCUGUUUCAAAGGCUGCUUGCUACUACCUUACUUUGUGGUGUGGAGAGUCUGGAGCCUUGGCAAUCUGCAGCCCCCCUCACCCAACUGCUGUUGGAGAGCAGUGCUGGUUUGGAUCCUCUGCUGGCAGAAUUAGUUGUGUUUUUAUAGGUAGCAUUGCAUCUGGAGCAGCAGUAGACAGGAAUUAUUCUAUCCAUUCUGUACUUGUUAGGUUAAGGGCAGCAGUUGCAGUCAGAUCUGAUUUGAAGAGUAUAGUUAGCAGGAGAGGCUGUGAAGUCAGGGUGUGUUAGCAAAGAAAGGAACUUCAGGGAGUGAGCUGUGAGGACUGGCUGGGGGUCUGCAAGGGCUUGGUGUUCCCAUGUAACACUGGGAGUUUGUACUGAGCCUUUGGCAGAAAUCCCAAGAACAGCUUUAUUAGUCCUUGAAGACACUCAGUUGUAAACUUUGCACUCAUUUAGAGGCACAAGGUGUAAAGGUUGGAUUGUCCAAGUUCACCUGGGUGAGAUAGGUCAUUGGCAAUUGGAAAAUCCAGUGGGGAUGUGUUUGCUCUGCUAAAACACCAGCUCACUCUGGUGACACAUGAGUGUUGAGAGGAUUUGGCACUGCUUUGCCAUUACAGCCCUGUCACCCAUUUUUGGGUGACCAAGCCAAGAUGAGCAUGAUGGACUUACAAAAAUGACCUGUGACACUCUACACUGAGUGCUCUUGUGUUCUAAAUAGGAGCCCUCUAGAGAAGAUGGGCUGUUUGCUCAAGGAUGGUGCAGUGUGUGUUUUGGGCUGCAGUGUUGUAGCCAGUGUGGAAGGGGCAGGAAAUACCAGCUGGGCAGUUCUUGGAACUGCUGAGGGACCUCUGCUGACCUUUCUGCUUUGCAAGCCAAUCUCGUGUGUAGGUCCAAAUUUCUCCAAUUUACUACAAGCAAUAACAUGCCCAUUGAUAGCACAUGGAAUCCAGUUCUGUUGGCAGCUUUAAAUGGGCUAAAUUUGACAAGGGCUGUUUGUUUGGUUUUUUUUUUUAAAUGUGAAAAAGUGUGACAAGGAAGGAGUCACACCAUGAAAAAAGCUUUACAGAGGUGAUGGUGUGCAUGUGUGUGGCACAACUGUUCAGCAUUUCUGUCUUGCAGUCUGUGCUGCACUUUGCCAUCAUUCUGCACCUCUGAAGAGUUGUAUUGCUACAACCUGCUGAUUUUACCUCCUUGUAGAACUAAUUGUGGCUUUGAUGUCAGGGUGGAAGUGGGACUGGACAUAGCUUGGGAGCAGAGAUGAUGAAAUAGUGUUGUACCUAACUAGUAUUUCAAGGCAUACAGGAAAAUGUAGCACUUUAUGCAAACUGGGAGUGUUUUUGGGAGUAGAGGGAGGAUUGUUCCUGGGAGUGCAGCCACCUUUGGGAGCAAUGCUGGGGAGCUGCAAGAGCCAUGCAGAAACACAGACAUGGCAAAAGUGGGGUUUGCUUAGGUGCUGAGUGUUUUAUUCAUGUGUGCUUGCUCAUUAUCUUGAUUUUAUGGUGGGAUUUAGUCUGUAUACUGAAAAUAAAGUGAUUAUAUUUUCUCCUUU